AUGCAUGUCUCUCCUGUCCCCCUCGUCAGCGCACGAUCACUUGCGGCGGCACACAUCGCGCACGAAAUAGAGUGCGCCGUCGCGGUGAGGUCUUUGAUGGACUAUGCUACAGCCCUUGUGUCUUCGUCCGACUGGGCUUGGUCCACCGCUCGUUUGGCGUCAUCAGACUCUUGUUGGGCACGGGCCACGGCGGUAUCUGAGCUCGUACUCGAGCUCGCCAUCUCCAGGAAUCUCGGAGUCAUGAACGUUGGCAUGUCGAUUCGGCUAGGUGGCAUGGGUUGGUUUACUGAUCAAGGAUCCAAGAGGACUGCGGCCCAGCGCGCGCUCGUGCUCGAGUUAACGCUUGCAGGGAAUGCCUUCGUCAUUAAUAACCGGACGAAAGCUGGGGAACCAGCUAACUAUACUCGGGUCACGCUCCUUGCGCCCGAGAUCCGGAGUGCGUUCGUACGGACAGUAUACACCAUCCUGUCCGCUGGGCGUUCUACGUCCCACGUCCCGCUCUUCGAUGCGCUUGUCAACCUCGGUCUGCUCUACUGGAAGCGUCACAGCCACCCAUCCAACCUCGUCUUGCUCUCGACCUUUACGCUUCUCGAGGCGUUUACCCUAGGCAUCGUCACCGCGUCCUUCGUCAACAUUAUCGUUCUAACCAGUAUGACUUCUCUGGUCUCGGUCCCCGGCUGUUCGGCGGUCUUGGCGCACUCAUGAUGACAGACACCGUGGGGAUCUUCAUCCCAUUCAGCAACACGAUCAACCUCAUCUAUGCCGUAGGCGGGUGCCUUAUAAUUCAACGGCUACAUUGUCUACGAAACGUACGUCAUUAACUGCCGGCUCUCGCCCGACGAGUACAUUCUCGGCGCUAUCAUCCUCUACCUUGACUUAAUCAACCUCUUCAUCAACGUUCUGUGUCUGCUCAACGACCUGCAGGAGCGGUGAUUCAUCCAGCUUCCGUUCAUCAAAGUUUAUCUCCCCUCUGUUAUUAGUUGUUUCUUUCUUCUCAUCGACGAGGUUUGAAAUCUGAGCUUUAUUAGUCCUAGGCUGUUUGUUUCUCGAGCAUAGCACUUGUUGAUAAUGGACAGCGAUGUAUAAGCGCACUUCCAUUGUGGUCCGUAUAAUUUC
Molecule: messenger RNA, 1116 nt
Organism: Coniophora puteana RWD-64-598 SS2
Lineage: Eukaryota; Fungi; Basidiomycota; Agaricomycetes; Boletales; Coniophoraceae
Exons: 8
Coding region: 1-705 (234 amino acids)
Source: RefSeq, a predicted model, not a curated record